AUGACAUUUCCUCUACCACCAGCUCAACUAGUGUCACUUAGAAAUAGUUGUUUCAUUUGUCCUGAAAUAGACUGUAAUACCCGGGCAAAACUUGAGGAAGCAUCAUCUCAGAUUCCACAACCUAUAAUGCCUAGCCGCAACAUUAGACUGAAACAUAAGGAUAUAAAUGAAAUUAUUCCUCACUGCACGAACAUCAUUGUAUUUACGGUGGCUGAUAAUCUCCAUGCUUCACAUCAACCAAAAUUGGCAGCAGAAACGAUCAAAAUCUUGCAACCUUUGGUUACAAUUUCUGCAGGUUACAACCGUAAUAUCAGUAGCAACCUCAGACUUAAAUCGGAAGAGAAUUUGACUGAACAAGCCUCGUUGGCAUCUUUGAAAUUUCUCAAAAAUGCUUUUGAUUUGCUAAAGAGUGCUUUAGAAAAAUCUAGAGACUCUCUACCUAAGUACCUAUAG
Molecule: messenger RNA, 453 nt
Organism: Mycotypha africana
Lineage: Eukaryota; Fungi; Mucoromycota; Mucoromycetes; Mucorales; Mycotyphaceae
Exons: 2
Coding region: 1-453 (150 amino acids)
Source: RefSeq, a predicted model, not a curated record